AUGGCCGCGCAAGCCGCGCAGACACAGCAACAAACGAGCACUACUUCGAACAACAAUGCUUCAUCAAACAACCAAGCGUUAAAAAUGGAACACCUGGUCGCGAGCUUACAAGACCCAGAAACGAGAGAAAACGCCUUGUUAGACAUCAGCAAACGGAGAGAUCUGUUCGUCGAUCUCGCGCCGGUGUUGUGGCACAGCUACGGCGUCGUCCCGGCGUUGUUGCAAGAAAUCGUCUCCAUUUAUCCUCUCUUAUCGCCACCGUCUUUAACGAAUCACGCGUCGAACAGAGUGUGCAACGCGUUAGCUUUACUGCAGUGCGUGGCGUCGCAUCCGGACACGCGAGCGCAGUUUUUAAACGCGCACGUGCCGUUGUUCUUGUACCCGUUUUUGAACACGGUGAGCAAAACGAGACCGUUCGAGUAUUUACGGUUGACGUCGUUAGGGGUGAUCGGCGCGUUGGUGAAAGUGGACGACACGGAGGUGAUUAAUUUCUUACUGAGCACGGAGAUAAUCCCGUUAUGCUUACGAACGAUGGAGUUAGGGUCGGAGCUGUCGAAAACGGUGGCGACGUUUAUCGUGCAGAAAAUUUUAUCGGACGAAGUCGGGUUGGCGUACACGUGCGCGACGGCGGAGAGGUGCUACGCGGUUGGGUCGGUGUUAGGGGGGAUGGUCGCGCAGUUGGCGGAACAACCGAGCGCGAGGUUGUUGAAGCACAUCGUGAGGUGUUACUUACGGUUGAGCGAUAAUCCGAGAGCGGCGGAGUGUUUGAGGAGGUGCUUUCCGGAUCAGUUGAGAGAUCCGGCGUUUACCGCGCAUCUGAAGGACGACGCGGCGACGCAAAAGUGGUUGGGACAAUUGUUGGUGCAACUCGGGUAUUCGUUGUAG
Messenger RNA from Bathycoccus prasinos, 885 nucleotides. RefSeq names its product cell differentiation protein rcd1. The transcript has a single exon. Gene Ontology annotation, cellular component: P-body; CCR4-NOT core complex; CCR4-NOT complex. Gene Ontology annotation, biological process: negative regulation of translation; mRNA catabolic process. The coding region runs from base 1 to 885 and encodes 294 amino acids. Lineage: Eukaryota; Viridiplantae; Chlorophyta; Mamiellophyceae; Mamiellales; Bathycoccaceae. The record is from RefSeq and is a predicted model, not a curated record.